UAUAUCAUAUAUAUUAUAUAUAUAUUAUAUGUAUAUACACACGUAUGAUACAUAUAGACUGUCGCUGGAAAAAAAAAAGUUUUUAAUUGCUGCUGGGUUUGUCUUGUUGAACGUUAGUCUAUCUUUAUAUAUAUUUCUCUCUCCCAAACUCUCUUAAUUGCCUCAAAAAAAGUUUCUUCUAUCCUACGUUGAUCCACACCUAAGUACACACGUGCGUACACGCUGUCUGUCACGCAUCUCAGACCUUAUAUAUAUAUACACACACACACGCGCAAACACGUAUAUAUGAGACAAAACGUGUGUGUGUGUGUGCGUACACGUUUUGUAUUUAAUCUUUAAUCUCUUCUGUUUCUGUUUUCGUCGUCGUAAACUGUUAUCAUAACACACGCACGCGCGCCCUCUCACACGCACUCUCAUGUCAUAUAUCUUUGUGACACAGUCGCAUCUUAAAGAUACAGUGUAAACACACACACACACACACACGUUACACACAUGCUCACGCGUGUAUAUACGCUCGCACAUUCAUAGAAACGCAUCUUUAACUUUAUAUCUCUCACUGCUACACACACACGCAACACACACAUACACACACAUACACAUACACACACACGCAACACACACACAUACACACGCAACACACACAUACACACACACAUCGCAACAGACGCAGAGAUACUGAUACAAACAUCACAAGACACACACACACAUAUACACAUACACACAUAUAUAUAUAUAUAUAUACACACACAUUCAUACACUCGCUGACACAUCCACCAACGGACGCCGUUAACAUACAACAUAUUGUCUUUCUUUCUCUCUUUCUCCCUCACACACACACACACACAUAGACACAUACACAUACAUGUACCAUUAGCAAUCUAAUACAUACACACGCACACACACACACACAAUACGAUAAGGUGGACGCAGACAAGGACGCUCUAAAACAAAUAUACACACAGCAGAGAAAAGAAUAUAUAUUUAUAUACACACACAUACACACGUGCUCACAUCUAUAUACACGCGUAGAUAUACACACAUAUAUACACACACGUAUACAUAGAUACAUACACAAUGAAUCGUUUAGGAAGAAGAUUGUGGCGGUUUAGUGUGGUCUACAGUAGAGACUAUUGUAGUAGUAGUAGUAGAGGAGGUGGCGGCGGUGGUGGUGGUAGUAGUGGUAGUAGUAGUAGUAGUAGCAGUGGAGGUGGUGGCCGUGGAAGUCGAGGUGGUGUAGUGCUCACUGGUGUGUCGUUAGUGAUGCUUGGUAGUACUAGUAUCACACUGAUGGCCUCAAAUAAACAAGAGAAGGAACCAGUUUUAUCCUCCGCAGAACCAAAGUUAACCUCCACAGUACCAAAGCCAUCCCCUACAGAGCCAAGCAAACCCGACACAAAACCAAACUUAGCUCCCACAGAACCAAACUUACCCUCCACAGAAACAAAUUUACUCCCCACAGAACUAGAUUCACCCUCCACAGAACCAAAUUUACCAGAACAGUUAUGCUAUGGGCCAGACUUAUCCGAAGAGGACCUAGUCCCACGCAAGGAGAACCCUCUCGUUGCCUGUAUCUCCCGCUUGCUGUGUAGGUUCAAAGUGGAGUCGAGCAGCCAAAUCAGCGAGGACCAAAAGCCGUUGACUAAAUCAAAGUUAGCUGGAAAGUUACCUACCUGUUGCGAGACUGAUGUUUCUAAAACUACCAAACAAGGCCCCACCAAAAACUGCAUCACCCAUGGUACUGCUGAAAAGUCGCAACAAUGCCCCCCUCCAGGACUUGUCCUCAAGAAGGCCCUUGUCAUUUUCCGACACGGAGCACGAACCCCCAUUCUGACUAUUCCCAACAUCGAACAGGCCUCUUACACAACCAACUUAUUCAUGACCGGAAUGCCGUUUGCUGAGUUUGACUACAAUGUGGUGGACGAGGCGAACGGUGGCCCGCAGCCUUAUUCUGCUACCGAAGCCUCUUACAGACCAGUUAUACUAAAGGGUGGUGCUAUUAGUGCACAGCUGACAUCCCUUGGUCAUUACCAGACUUACAGCCUAGGUUUGUCCCUGCGUAAAGAUUACAUUGAGAAACACAAGUUGAUCAGCAGUGAACUGAAGAAUGAAGAAAUUUUUCUAAAAUCAACAAACAUCACCAGAACCAUCAAGUCCCUCUGCUCAGUUCUUUCUGGUUUGUACGGACCAAUAGAAAUAAGGAAAGUUGCUCCCAUCAGUAUUCCCGUGGCCAGUGACAACAACGAGGUGUUGAUCCCGAAGCCCUCGUUGUGCCCCAACCUGCUACAUUACCACAUGUUGGCACAGAAGGUCGCCUACUGCCAGAGUGACAUGUUGUACGACAGGCUCAAGAUUGAAAAGGUUCUCGGUAUUGACUCUUUCAACACUAAAGAACGAAUUAAGUGGAUCGAAGCCCGAGACGACUUAGUUGCAAGAAAGGUCCACGGUCUUCCGAUCCCCAACCAGCUGGAACCAUUCAUGAGUGUCAUAGAGAAACACGCCACAACAUUGCUCUAUAAAUCUCUCUGCGGACUCGAAAAAGAUGAUCGUCGAAUAGCAACUGUUCUUUCCUGUGGCAAAGCUAUCGACCUUUUCCUGCAACACCUGGGUCCUGAUUCAAAGGAUUCAAACUACAAGCUGUAUUUAUACUCCUGUCACGACUCCUCACUCUGUGCAAUACUCGGUGCCUUUGACAUAUUUGACUACAAGUGGCCCCCCUUCGCUGCUGACUUGAGGAUAGAACUGUACGAAGACAAGAAGUCGCACAAAUUUGUGAAGGUCUCCUACCUCAAUAAGGAUGUAAUAUCCCGUGGCUGUGAUGAAAUCUAUACCCCUUAUGACAAGUUUGUUAAGGGAUUGUCCUGCAUGGCAACUGACAAAGAGACACAUGACAAACUGUGUAACUCUUCUGAAAUAUGUCGGAAAUUCUCACAAGCAGCAUCAUCAUCACCAUCAACCAUGUCAUCAUCAUCGGUAGACAGCUUUAAAAAAAGAAACUCACUGGCCAAGGCAGCAGACAUGAGAAUGUUGUGAUUUCGAGGGAGAUUUGGCUGCUGUUUCUAGCAGUUUUGACAGACAUCCCUCAUCGUUUACCGCCAUAAUAGAAAAAAAAAAAAACCCGGCUCCCUCGUUCGACUCCGACAUAUUUGGAAUAUUUUGAUUGUUGUUGUGUUGACUAGAGUUAUCUUCUCUUGUCACAUCGUUCGCAGUCAAAGAAGAAACACUGCUCCCUCGACACACAAAGGCCAGAGACAGAUUUUUUCGCAUUUUCGUACGCUUACCAAACUAAAUGCACGCCCACGACUGUGAGUCAGUCGAUGUGAAUGACGAAUGACGCCUCUCGCUUGCAAUGUCUUUCAAAUGUUCUGACAUAAGCAUCAACAAAUAAAUAAAUUAAUUAAACUAAUUAAUAAUAAAA
Molecule: messenger RNA, 3415 nt
Organism: Octopus sinensis (East Asian common octopus)
Lineage: Eukaryota; Metazoa; Mollusca; Cephalopoda; Octopoda; Octopodidae
Product: lysophosphatidic acid phosphatase type 6
Exons: 12
Coding region: 1075-3030 (651 amino acids)
Biological process (GO): dephosphorylation
Molecular function (GO): phosphatase activity
Source: RefSeq, a predicted model, not a curated record